AUGACUUUGUUUAGCACCUUUGGGAUUAAAGGUAAAAUGUCUGGUGAAUUAACUGACCCUGAGGACGAAGGAUCGGCAGGGAUCCAUCCUGCAUCCCUCAACUCCAGCUGUUUUCCCAACAUCACCAAUUGCUCUCACGGUGACUUCCACAUGUCAGACUUUGGUAAAAGUGAUUUCGUGGGGGACGGCGCCGCUGUUGUGAGGAUUUCCAUCUCUGUUAUCUAUUCCCUGGUGUGCGCACUGGGUCUAGUUGGGAACGUAUUGGUGCUGUACCUUAUGAAGUCAAAACAGGCGUGGAGAAAAUCUUCCAUCAACCUCUUCGUAACUAGUUUGGCUGUGACUGACUUCCAGUUUGUGCUGACUCUGCCGUUCUGGGCGGUGGAAAACGCGCUGGACUUCACCUGGCCUUUUGGCAAAGCGAUGUGUAAGAUUGUUUCCUACGUGACAGCCAUGAACAUGUACGCGAGUGUGUUUUUCCUGACGGCCAUGAGCAUGGCGAGGUACUGGUCCCUCGCGUCUGCGCUCCAGGGCAGGCGGCGGCGCACGCACUGCUGCUCCGCGCGCUUCAUCUCCAUUUUCAUCUGGUUCUCCGCCGUCUCCGCCGCUCUGCCCAACGCAGUUUUCUCCACAACCGCCACUGUCUCCGGCGAGGACCUCUGCCUCGUCAAAUUCCCCGAAACCAACGGAACUGCGCAGUUUUGGCUGGGACUUUACCACUCGCAGAAAGUGCUGUUGGGGUUUGUGGCGCCCCUGGGGAUCAUUUCAGUCUGUUAUCUCCUCCUUCUGCGCUUCAUCACCUCCAAUAACGUUAACACAUCCAGUGCCAAAAGACGCGCAAAGGUCACAAGGUCUGUGACAAUUGUGGUUUUGUCAUUUUUCCUCUGCUGGCUGCCCAACCAGGCGCUCACAGCCUGGGGGAUCCUCAUCAAACUCAACGUGGUUCAUUUCAGUUACGAAUAUUACACCAUGCAGGUUUAUGUGUUCCCCGUUUCCGUGUGCCUGGCGCACUCCAACAGCUGUCUCAAUCCCAUCCUGUACUGUCUGAUGCGGAGGGAGUUCCGAAAAGCGCUCAGGAAUCUGUUCUGGCGCUUGACCUCUCCAAACCUGACCACUUUGAGACCCGUCACAGCCUCCACGAAGCCGGAGGUGGAUGAGCAAGGACAGAUGUUGGUGCCCAGCACCGCGCCAGCGAUGCCCGCCGUGAUGUUCUUCCCCCCGGGGACUGUUGUGUACAAUGACAGGCGAGAUGUGCCCGAGAACAGCACAGUCCGAUGUGACAGGGACACUUUCGAUCCGCCCUGA
Cololabis saira (Pacific saury) is the source of this 1302-nucleotide messenger RNA. It is a transcript of the gene rxfp3, whose product is annotated as relaxin family peptide receptor 3. NCBI's taxonomy places the organism in Eukaryota, Metazoa, Chordata, Actinopteri, Beloniformes, Belonidae. The coding region runs from base 1 to 1302 and encodes 433 amino acids. Gene Ontology annotation, molecular function: G protein-coupled receptor activity. Gene Ontology annotation, biological process: immune response; G protein-coupled receptor signaling pathway. The transcript has a single exon. The record is from RefSeq and is a predicted model, not a curated record. Gene Ontology annotation, cellular component: membrane.